CAAUAUUCGCUUGUUGACAGGAAGAGCAAUUUCGGUGAUUUGGAUUGGAUAAUGCGUUGCUGCGGACAGAAGGGACAUAAAUCUUACAUGCGUGCACCUGCUACUUUCACUUUUGGUUUGUGUAUUUCAAGCUUUGGAGCACAAGAUGUUAAAGAUUCCCGAGUGGAUUUCUUUUAAGAGAGCCGUGUCCUCUAGACUUCUUACUCGUGUCUGUGGCCAGUGCACCCAAACUCCUAAUGAACACCUCCUGAAUGUGACUGCUACAAACAAUUUUCGAUGUGUUUCAAAAUCGUCUAGACUUACAUCACGGCAAGUGUUUUUUAUUAGACAAAGUAUUCCAGCAGGAGGACAAUGGGACCGUGUUGUUAGAAUACCAAAGACGGAGUGUGAGUUCCGAGAACUUUCCACAGGCAAGAAAUUGCCAAUUAUUUAUCUGUUUACAAAAGAUGGCUGCACUUUAUGUGACGAAGCGAAGGAGGCAUUGAAACCAUACAUGCAUAGGUUUAUACUGGAGGACGUCAACAUCACCUUACCGGAGAACGAAAAGUGGUAUGAGAUGUACAAAUACGAUAUUCCAGUGUUUCAUAUCUAUGAAGAAUUCCUGUUUAAACACCGAGUGGAUUUUGACGCCCUGGAGCGAGGAUUAGAAAAAUAUAAAGACGGUUUCGAUAGUUCCAAGUGACAGUCAGAUUAUAUAAUGUAUGUAGUGUUGUCACUAGUAUGUGUUCUACACGCUAGAACAUAAAAUAUACAAUGGCCAAUCGUUCUUGCAUUUAAAGAAGGCCAGUUCUUGCCCUUUGAGUAGGUAAAAUAAUCGAGGAAUACUGAAGUGCUUUAAUGACAUUGUACAUGUUUUUAGAGAGUGGUUGGAGUAUAAAUGAUAUCUAGUUAUAACUCCAGAAAAAUAUCAAAUGUACUUUUCAUUGAUAUACAAUGCGAACAAAAUUAAACAUGCUUUUCACUAGUAGGCAUGGGCAAAUUAUCACUGAGAAAAAUAAAAUGAGCCGCGCCAUGAGAAAACCAACAUAGUGGCUUUGCGACCAGCAUGGAUCCAGCCCAGCCUGCACAUCCGCGCAGUCUGGUGAGGAUCCAUGCUGGUUGCUUUUAAAGCCUAUUGCAGUUAGAGAAACCGUUAGCGAACAGCAUGGAUCCUGACCAGACUGCACAUCCGCACAGUCUGGUCAGGAUCCAUGCUGGUCGCAAAGACACUGUCUUGGUUUUCUCAUGGCGCGGCUCAAAUGAGUACAAG
Molecule: messenger RNA, 1249 nt
Organism: Mercenaria mercenaria
Lineage: Eukaryota; Metazoa; Mollusca; Bivalvia; Venerida; Veneridae
Exons: 3
Coding region: 146-682 (178 amino acids)
Source: RefSeq, a predicted model, not a curated record